Messenger RNA from Aedes aegypti (yellow fever mosquito), 1966 nucleotides. Its product is annotated as NADH-cytochrome b5 reductase 3. Gene Ontology annotation, cellular component: mitochondrion. Gene Ontology annotation, molecular function: FAD binding; oxidoreductase activity. The record is from RefSeq and is a predicted model, not a curated record. The coding region runs from base 352 to 1314 and encodes 320 amino acids. The transcript has 5 exons. Lineage: Eukaryota; Metazoa; Arthropoda; Insecta; Diptera; Culicidae.
UCGCUAGCAUCGCUUUAGAAGAAGGUAAAUAUUACUGGGUCUUACAUCAGGGAAGCAUAGGAAUUUGUUGUUUACCUAUUCAGCUGCACCUGACAUAACUAUCUAAUAAACCAGCCUAACUGUUCAUAGUCUUAAUACGUCUACUGACCUGUAUAACGUUGUUAUAGAUUUGAUAGCCUUAAAUAUUGUUCCGGCUUAUUUUUAGAGGUUUGCAACGAAAUUGGCUGGCUUUUGUGCAGGCGAAAGAGCUUUAAUUCGAGCUAGUUAGUUCCAAAUCGAAAUUGAAAUCGUUAUCAUAGGUAUCAAUCAGCUCCCAGUCGAAUCUUAAAUUGGAAAGCGUAGCGAUUUGAUAUGGCUGUCACGGUACAUCAGGUCGUCCCCGUGGCAGUCGGCGUUCUGGUGGUGGUUGCCGGCGCCAUCAUUGCCAACUAUCUGCUCAAUAGUGGCAAGAAAGACAAGAGCAAAUCCAGCAAAGAUGAUUCUAAGAAGUCAUCUGGACAGCUACGAACGCUGGUUGACCCGCAGGAAAAGUACAUGCUGCCGCUGAUCGAGAAGGAGGAAAUCUCACACGACACCCGUCGGUUCCGGUUUGGACUCACUUCGAGCAAGCACAUUCUGGGGCUGCCGAUCGGUCAGCACAUUCACCUGUCGGCCACCAUCAACGAAGAGCUGGUGAUCCGUGCCUACACUCCGGUGUCAUGCGACGACGAUCACGGUUUCGUCGAUUUGGUCGUGAAGGUUUACAAGAAGGGAGUGCACCCCAAGUUCCCGGAGGGUGGUAAGAUGUCUCAGUAUCUCGAGAGCUUGGCCAUCGGCGAUAGGAUUGCGUUCCGUGGCCCAUCCGGACGGCUGCAAUACCUGGGCAACGGCAAGUUUUCAAUCAAGAAACUACGCAAGGACCCGGCGCAAAUCUACGAAGCCGAUAAGGUCAGCUUGAUUGCCGGUGGUACUGGUAUUACUCCUAUGCUCCAGUUGGUCCGUGAAGUCCUGAAGCACGCAGAUACAGACAAGACUAAGCUGUCCUUGAUCUUUGCUAAUCAGACCGAAGACGACAUCCUUCUAAAACCAGAAUUGGACGAUUUGGCAGCCCGCUAUCCGGACCAGUUCAAAUUGUGGUAUACCCUUGAUCGUCCAAAACCCGAAUGGACCCAAGGUCAGGGCUUCAUCACCGAUCAGAUGAUCAAGGAGCACCUGUUUGAGCCGUCUUCCAACACCCUGGUAUUAAUGUGCGGUCCCCCACCGAUGGUCAACUACGCUUGCAUUCCCGCACUAGAGAAGUUGGGCUACCAGAUGGAGCGUACCUUCGCCUAUUAAAAAGACCAAACUCUCUUCAUGCGUUCAGUGAAAGCUUUGAAAAGACAUCGUUUGUAGGUUAGUGCACUGAAAGACUCAAACAAGCAUAAAUACAUUGCAUUUCCAUCCAUAAGGUGAGGAGAUCAGCGAUGGUCCUCUCAGCCAAAAGCGUCAACAUCUGAAUAUAAUAAAGCUACUGACUAUCAUCGUUAUCAUUGUCGUAUGCGAUCAAGUGUCCUCAGCUCGCGUUGUCGUUUGCCGUCGCCUGGCUUUAAAGUGUCGAAAUUUCAUGUUUAUCAGAGAUGAAUGCAACUCCAAGCCAAGGUUUCUUCAAUGCUUGAGAGAUUUAGGGUAUUAUAGUGUACCGGGAAGAGCUACGCCAGCUAUGGUCAACGAUAUCUAAACAUAACGCUUCAGCAUACUUUUCCUUAGCAGAUAAAGGUAGUGGAAGGGAGAUUAGAGGUUACUAAUAAGGUAACAAGUACUAUUAGGGCCCAGUUAUUUAUGUAGUGCUGUUUUAACAUGGAGAAGUUUACAAUCAGAAGCGCUUGCUAGUGGCUGUGUCUCGGGCAGUGCAGUUAAGGUAGUCUUGAACAUCAAUCUUUAUAACAAGUUAAGCUACUAAAUGUAGGAUAGCAGUUUAUCCUGAUACAGUUGUAGUGUAUUGAAGUAA